This is a messenger RNA of Colletotrichum lupini, 411 nucleotides long. RefSeq lists its product as uncharacterized. The transcript has 5 exons. The record is from RefSeq and is a predicted model, not a curated record. The coding region runs from base 1 to 411 and encodes 136 amino acids. Lineage: Eukaryota; Fungi; Ascomycota; Sordariomycetes; Glomerellales; Glomerellaceae.
AUGACUUCAGUGUUUCUGAUUACGAUUGGUAAGUUCAAGUCGAAUGGUUCGCAUUAUCAAACGUGGCGGGUCAAGUCGAAGACGCGGCGGAAAAGAGCCGACAGGUCGACGCUGAUGGACAGCCGUGCUCGCUGUGAAUCACCAGCAUUGCCACUUGGAGGAGGCAAGUUGGUUGUGUUUGUGGUCAACUUGAACGUCGGCGACUAUCAUAGUGUCGUUUUCUGUCGGCGACCACGCAUCGGCUUGCGAGGCCGCAUGAACCGCUUCCCACGCGGGCCAACCCGCAAAUUCUCCCCCACCUCCCAAUCCGUAGACGCUUGCCAGACAAACUUCACCAAGGGGGUGGGAAUGGCAGGACAAAGAACCCAGCAAAGCAAAAAGUCCUAUCCGUACCCAUUAUCCGCAUCAUAA